Messenger RNA from Acanthosepion pharaonis, 861 nucleotides. The record is from the annotation of a GenBank genome assembly. Lineage: Eukaryota; Metazoa; Mollusca; Cephalopoda; Sepiida; Sepiidae.
AUGCGUACCCAUCUCUUUCUUUCUUUCUUUCUUUCUUUCUUUCUUUCUUUCUUUCUUUCUUUAUUUAUUUAUUUAUUUAUUUAUUUAUUUAUUUUUACCUUACUAUUUUUUGCAUCUAUCUAUCUAUCUAUCUAUCUCUAUCUAUCUAUCUAUCUAUCUAUCUAUCUAUCUAUCUAUCUAUCUAUCUUAUUUUUCGCUUUCUUUUUUUCCUAUUUACAUUUUUUCAUACGAUUUAUCUAUCGGAAAUUGAGAUUUUUUCAUAUAAAAAUUCUUUUUUUAUGCCUGACUGCUUCUUUUUUCUUUCUUUCUUUCUUUCUUUCUUUCUUUCUUUCUUUCUUUAUUUUACCUGUUUCUACCAUUGAGUCUUUUUUCUUACUAUCAAUGUAUCUAUCUGAUUUUCUUUCUUUUUUUCUAUGUAAAUUUCUUUUUUUCUUACGAUCUAUGUGUCUCUAUUCUUUCUCGCGAACUGUUGAAAUUUAUUUAUUUUUCUCUGUCUGUCUUUCUUUUUAUGGCUGUGUAACUUUUUCUCUUCCCUUCCUUCCCUCCUUUCUUUCUUUCUUUCUUUCUUUCUUUCUUUCUUUCUUGCUUUGUUUCUUUUUAUCUAUCUAUCUAUCUAUCUAUCUAUCUAUCUAUCUAUCUAUCUAUCUAUCUAUCUAUCCGUCUAUCACUUUAUACAUUUCUAUCUAUCUAUCUAUCUAUCUAUCUAUCUAUCUUCAUUUUUGUACUACUUCAUUCCUUUCAUGCAUACGUUCCUUAAACUCGUCAUUAUAUAUAAUUCUCUCUCUCUCUCUCUCUCUCUCUCUCUCUCUCUCGGUAUCUAUCUAUCUAUCUAUCUAUCUAGUGAGAAAAAGAGGAAUUUGA